Messenger RNA from Coregonus clupeaformis (lake whitefish), 953 nucleotides. RefSeq names its product glutamate receptor ionotropic, delta-2-like. Gene Ontology annotation, biological process: synaptic transmission, glutamatergic; modulation of chemical synaptic transmission. Gene Ontology annotation, cellular component: postsynaptic membrane; plasma membrane. Lineage: Eukaryota; Metazoa; Chordata; Actinopteri; Salmoniformes; Salmonidae. The transcript is spliced from 4 exons. The record is from RefSeq and is a predicted model, not a curated record. Gene Ontology annotation, molecular function: transmitter-gated monoatomic ion channel activity involved in regulation of postsynaptic membrane potential; glutamate receptor activity. Bases 1 to 846 code for a protein of 281 amino acids.
AUGGAUCUAGUGAAGUACGGGCGUUUUGCCUUUGUGUGGGAUGCGGCGGUGCUGGAGUAUACGGCCAUCAACGAUGAGGACUGCUCGUUCUACACUGUGGGGAGCAACGCACCAGAUCGGGGCUACGGCUUCGCCAUGCAGCACGGCAGUCCAUACAGGGACAUCUUCUCCCAGAGGAUCCUGGAGCUGCAGCAGAACGGGGACAUGGACAUCCUGAAACUGAAAUGGUGGCCCCGGGACAGCCCAUGUGACCUGUACUCAGCGGUGCACACCAAACACCGCGGCAGCGCCCUGGACAUCCACAGCUUCGCCGGCGUGUUCUGCGUGCUUGCGGCCGGCGUGGUGCUCUCCUGUCUCAUCGCCAUGGUGGAGACCUGGUGGACUAGGAGGAAGGGCUCACGAGUCCCCUCCAAGGAGGACGAUAAGGAGAUCGACCUGGAGCACCUUCACCGCCGGGUUAACAGCCUGUGCACGGAGGACGACAGUCCCCACAAGCAGUUCUCCACCUCCUCUAUUGACCUGACGCCCCUUGACAUGGAUUCUAUGCCGGCCGCCCGGCAGGCCCUGGAGCAGAUCAGCGACUUCCGUAACACGCACAUCACAACCACCACUUUCAUCCCAGAGCAGAUCCAGACCCUCAGCCGCAGCCUGUCCACCAAGGCCCAACAGGGCUUCGCCUUCGGUCCCGUGCAGGACCACCGGACUGGGGGGACCUUCAGACAGAGAGCCCCCAACGGUGGCUUCUUCCGCAGCCCCAUCAAGACUAUGUCCUCCAUACCCUACCAGCCUACUCCCCAGCCCAACUUCAGCUACGGCAACGAUCCCGAUCGGGGUACGUCCAUAUGAGGCGAGGAGGAGUAGGCCACACAGUGAGAGAGAUGUAAACAAACUCACUCACAAAGCUCUGUGUACAUAGGAAUCUUUUUCAGUUCUGUUUUUUUUUGGGGGGGUUG